Messenger RNA from Auxenochlorella protothecoides, 1272 nucleotides. Its product is annotated as Cystathionine beta-lyase, chloroplastic. The record is from RefSeq and is a predicted model, not a curated record. Gene Ontology annotation, molecular function: pyridoxal phosphate binding. The coding region runs from base 1 to 1272 and encodes 423 amino acids. The transcript is spliced from 4 exons. Lineage: Eukaryota; Viridiplantae; Chlorophyta; Trebouxiophyceae; Chlorellales; Chlorellaceae. Gene Ontology annotation, biological process: transsulfuration; 'de novo' L-methionine biosynthetic process. Gene Ontology annotation, cellular component: cytoplasm.
AUGUCGCCCCCUUCCGCCAGUGGGGCGGUGCCCAAUGGGGCUCCCGCCUCCCCCGAGUCGCUGCCCACGUCCGUGGCUCCCAGGAAGUACGCCCUUGCCACCCUGCUGGUGCACUCUGGUGCGCUGGAGGAGGACCCCCUGGGCGCCUCCUCACCGCCCAUCUACCAGACGGCCACCUUCCGGCAGCCUGGAGCCACCACGGGGGGUGCCUACGACUACACUCGCAGCGGGAACCCCACCAGGAACGCGGUCGAGACCCAGUGGGCGGCUCUGGAGGGUGCGGAGCGCGCCUUCCUCUUCACCAGCGGCAUGGCGGCCCUGGCCACGGUCACCCACCUGCUGAGUCAUGGCGACCACAUCGUGGCGGGGGACGACCUUUACGGAGGCACCAGCCGCCUGCUGGCGCGCGUCUGCCCCGCCGCCGGCCUGGAGGUCACCAACGUCGACACCUGCGACGUCGAGGCGGUGAUCGCGGCGCUGCGCCCCGGCCGCACCAAGCUGCUCAUGCUGGAGUCGCCCACCAACCCGCGCCUCCAGAUCUGCGACAUCGCGGCGCUGUCCCGCGCCGCGCACGACGCCGGCGCGCUGGUGUGCGUGGACAACUCCAUCCUGACGCCGCUGUACCAGCGGCCGCUGGACCUGGGCGCCGACAUCAGCAUGACCUCGGCGACCAAGUACCCGGCGGGGCACUCCGACCUCAUGGCCGGCGCGCUGGCGGUGCGCGACGCCGGCCUGGCGGCUCGCCUCGCUUUCCUGCAGAACGCGGAGGGCACGGGGCUGGCCCCGCACGACGCCUGGCUGCUGGGCCGCGGCCUGAAGACCAUGGCGCUGCGCAUGGAGCGCCAGGCGAGCAACGCCGCGCGCCUGGCCGCCUGGCUGGCCGCCCGCCCCGAGGUCCGCGGCCUGGCCUACCCCGGCCUGCGAGCCUCGGCGGGGCACAGCGUGCACGUCGCGCAGGCCACGGGCGCGGGCGCCAUCCUUUCCUUCACCACGGGCAGCGUGGAGCUGUCGCGCGCGCUGUGCGAGGCCACGCGCCUGUUCAAGAUCACGGUGUCGUUUGGCGGCGUGGCCUCCCUCAUCCUCAUGCCCUGCUUCAUGAGCCAUGCCAGCAUCCCCGCCGAGGUCAGGGCCGCGCGGGGACUGCCGGACGACCUCAUCCGGAUAUCAGCUGGGAUUGAGGACAUCGACGACCUCUUAGCAGACUUGGAGCAGGCGUUUGAUGCGGCAACCAAGGCCGUCGCAGAUUCCAAGCCUGCACUUGCACUUAAAUAG